CUCUGGGAUUGCUAGAUGCGAAGUCUCCUUCCCCAAUUCAACUGUCUCACGUCGUCACCGCAGAAAUAUAUUCAACCCAUCGCGCACACAUAUUCUCUUCCCUGAAUCCUUCCGCUGUCUAGCUUGAAUUCGAAACCUCAGUUCUCUCCCAACCAAGCGAGAAGAUGAAGAGAGUCUUCGGGGUUAAGAAAAACAAAGAGCCUCCUCCCUCGAUUCAAGACGCUUCCGAUCGGAUCAAUAAAAGAGGUGAUACAGUGGAUGAUAAAAUCAAGAAGCUUGAUGCUGAACUUGCUAGAUACAAAGAGCAGUUGAAGAAGACCAGGCCUGGUCCAGCUCAAGAGGCGGUCAAAGCUCGAGCCAUGAGGAUUCUCAAGCAAAAAAGGAUGUACGAAGGUCAGCGUGAUAUGCUCUACAACCAGACGUUCAACCUAGACCAAGUUGCAUUUGCUUCUGAAGGGAUCAAAGAUGCUCAGCAAACAGUGACAGCUUUGAAAUCAGCAAAUAAAGAGUUGAAGGGAAUGAUGAAAACUGUGAAGAUUCAAGACAUUGACAACUUGCAAGAUGAAAUGAUGGACCUGAUGGAUGUUAGUAAUGAAAUUCAAGAAACCCUUGGUAGAAGCUACAGUGUUCCUGAUGACAUUGAUGAGGAAGAACUUAUGGGUGAGCUUGAUGCGUUGGAAGCAGACAUGGAGAGUGAAGGGGAUGGAGUCCCUUCGUAUCUCCAGCCAGACAAGGAGAGUGAAGCUGAUCAAGUGUUGGGUUCAGAGCUUAACUUGCCUGCGGCACCAUCUGGCCAUACUCCAUUUCCAGCCAACACUCAGGCUGAAGAUGAACUGGGGUUGCCUGCUGUGCCUCGUGCCUCCAUUCGCGGCUAAGUUGCUACCCAUAAACAUUCGGCCUAUUGACGGUACCAAUUUCUACUUAAUUCUGUUCUGCACAUAAACAAGUACAAGAUCCACUCGUUGUAUCCAAAACCAAUAGAACACUUAUUUUGUUCCCCGUGCUGGGAUCCAUUUUUUGUUUCAUAUGGUGCUUUUUAUUGAUGUACCAAAUUGGAGAUAUUGGUUGCGUUUUAACAUUAACUUCAACAUUUAAAAAUGUCAUGUAACAAUAUUUUUUUAGCUUUAUCGUUUUUUAAAAUCAAUUUGCAGCAUCGAA
Messenger RNA from Cuscuta campestris, 1158 nucleotides. Lineage: Eukaryota; Viridiplantae; Streptophyta; Magnoliopsida; Solanales; Convolvulaceae. The record is from the annotation of a GenBank genome assembly.